CGCCGGGGUUUGUACCGAGCUGGAUGCUUCAGUCGCCCCAUCUGCCCCCUCCUACGAUCGGUGCAAAUUGACACCCCAAAGGCGGGCAGAUAAAGCCAUAGAUUCAAGUCACGAUGAGGUUCGGUAGGACAUUGCGGGAGUCGAUCUACCCGCCCUGGAAAAACAAGUACGUCGAUUACGCCAAGCUCAAGAUUUUGCUGCGGGAAGACAAAUACGAUGACGAUGACGGCCCCUGGACCGAAGAGGACGAGAACCGUUUCUGCGAUGAGAUCUUCAACACCCAGCUCGAGAAGGUGGCGGAGUUUCAAGAGGAAACCGUGUCGAGCUUGCGCGAUCGUAUCGAGGCCGCUUUCGCCAAGCUCAAGGAGAUGACCCCGGAGGACGGCAGCGGACCAAAGCGCGACGUGACCAACCAGCACCUGGAGGAGCUCGAGGCCGAGCUGGACGCCAUCACCAACGAAAUCUCCGAGCUGCAGAAGUUUGGUAACAUCAACUACACUGCGUUCCUGAAGAUUGUCAAGAAGCACGACCGCAAGCGGGGCGGACGGUACAAGGUCCGGCCCAUGAUGCAGCUCAGCCUCGCCCGCCGCCCGUUCAACUCGGAGCAGGCCUACACCCCGCUUCUCAACAAGCUGUCUAUACUAUACUACGCUGUCCGUCAGCAGCUCGACGACUCGGGCGAAGAUGCCUCCCCUCCCGAUCUUCAGAGCAGCUCCGAGACGCACAACGGCGAGCGCUACUCGGCACACAAAUUCUGGGUCCACCCGGACAACCUGCUCGAGGUCAAGACGCACAUUCUACGCCGUCUCCCCGCCCUCGUCUACAGUGAGCAGUCGGCCAAGGAGCUCGACGCCGCCCAUGACCCGACCAUUACCUCCCUCUACUUCGACAACGACGCCUUCGAUCUGUACACCGACAAGGUCAACCGACAGGCCCCCGGCGCCUCCUCCUUCCGCGUCCGCUGGUAUGGCCAGUUGUCUGCCAAAUCCGAGAUCAACAUGGAACAGAAGACCAUCGGCGAUCAAGGCAUGAGCGAGGAGCGAAAGCUGACGCUCAAGGAGAAAUACGUCCAGCCUUUCCUCGACGGAGAGUACCAGAUGGAUAAGGCCAUCCAGAAGCUGAAGCGCCAGAGCGCCCGCUCAGACGAGGACAUCGCAGCCUACAAGAAGACGGUCGACGCACUGCAGGACUUUGUCCGUAGCAAGAAGCUGCAGCCGGUCCUCCGAGCCAACUACUUCCGCAGCGCCUUCCAGAAGCCUGCGGACGAUCGGGUCCGUGUCUCCAUUGACACCGAGGUCGCUUUCGUCCGCGAGGACACUCUGGACCGCGAUCGGCCGUGUCGCGAUCCUCAUUCAUGGCACCGCACUGACAUCGACAACCGUAACCUGACGUAUCCCUUCAAGGACAUCAAUCAGAGCGAGGUAUCCCGCUUCCCCUACGCCAUCCUGGAGAUCAAGCUCAAGGAGGGCGUCCACCGCAAGCGGCCGGUCUGGGUCCAGGACCUCAUGUCGUCCCACCUGGUCCACCCGGUCCCGCGGUUCUCCAAGUUUGUGCACGGCGUGGCGUCGCUGUUCGAAGACUACGUCAACAACCUCCCGUUCUGGCUGAGCGAUCUCGAAGGCGAUAUCCGCAAGGACCCGCACCAGGCUUUCGAGGAGGAGGAGCGCCGCCGUUGCCAGCGGGCCGAGGACGAGUUCGCCGUCGGCAGUUUCCUGGGCAAGCGCGUCAUGCCUCCGCGGGGACCGUCGCGCAGCUCGCCGGUCAGUCAAUCGUAUCUCGCCGACCGCAUGGCCGCCGAGUCGAGCGCAAGGCGCAGCAUGCCCCAGACGGCGACGGUAGAAGAGAACGGCGAGUCGGCACGUCGAGUGGAGAGGGGGGACGAGGGAGAGGAAGAGGAAGAGGAAGAGGAAGAGGAAGAGGAAGAGGAAGAGGAAGAGGAGGAAGAUGGGUCGGGGCGGCGACGGCCCAAGGGCUACAGCAGCACGCUGUCGUCGUUGGUGCCCAACUUCUCGCUGUCGCGGUACUCGCGUGCCAGGCACGAUCGCGGCCCGCCGUUGCCGGAGGGGGUGGUCGAGCCGGCGGUGUGGAUCAAGAACAUGGGCGAGCUCAAGAUCGAGCCCAAGGUAUGGCUGGCCAACGAGCGCACCUUUGUCAAGUGGCAGCACAUCAGCGUCCUCCUCGGCUCGCUCGCCGUGGGGCUGUACUCGGCGGCCGGCAGCAACACCGUGGCGACGGCCAUGGGCGUCACGUACCUUCUCAUUGCCGUCUUCGCUGGGGUGUGGGGCUAUGCCAUGCAGCGGCGGCGCCGGCGGAUGAUCAUCGAGCGCAGCGGGAAGGAUUUCGACAACAUGUUUGGACCUAUCAUCGUCGGCGUUGCCCUGUUGCUUGCCCUUAUUUUUAACUUGGUGUUUGCGUACCGCCGGGUAUCUAAAAAGUGGCGAGAGGAUAAUCAUCAAUUCUCCAACUUCACGAUGGAACAAGGAGCGAUUGGCGAAGAACUGUGACGAGACGAAGUGCUCUUUAUAACGUCAACGGGGCAGAGGCGUUCGGAAUAGUGGCGUACCGGCCUGGGAGUGUGGAUUAUAUGAACUGUUUUGGCAUUGAUUCGACUGAAUUGUAUAUGAGUAGGUCAAAGAGUGGCCACAAAUUCAGAUGGUCAGAUGGUCAAGCAGGAUGCGAAUCGAAUAAGACAAUGUAUUCUUGGGAAUCCCGAGCCU
This is a messenger RNA of Sodiomyces alkalinus F11, 2717 nucleotides long. RefSeq names its product SPX-domain-containing protein. The transcript has 2 exons. NCBI's taxonomy places the organism in Eukaryota, Fungi, Ascomycota, Sordariomycetes, Glomerellales, Plectosphaerellaceae. The record is from RefSeq and is a predicted model, not a curated record. Gene Ontology annotation, cellular component: vacuolar transporter chaperone complex; fungal-type vacuole membrane. The coding region runs from base 114 to 2504 and encodes 796 amino acids.